AUGGCCGAUGACGACGAUUAUGAGGGUGAUAUGGAGGGUGAUGAGUUCGGGGAAGAGGAACAGAUGGACGAUUUGGAGUUGGAGGGCGCUGAAGAUGAAGCAGAACGGACACAGUUAGUUGAGGGCACUGAGCGAACUGCAUCCACAGAUCGUGUCACCACACCAUUCAUGACCAAGUACGAACGAGCCAGGAUUCUCGGUACUCGAGCCCUGCAAAUAGCAAUGGGUGCACCCGUGAUGGUAGAGUUAGAAGGCGAAACCGACCCAUUGGAGAUUGCUCGUAAAGAGCUGAAAGACCGCAAAAUUCCAAUCAUUAUUAGAAGGUAUCUUCCGGAUGGUUCGUUUGAAGACUGGGGUGUUGAUGAACUGAACAUUACAGACUGGUAA
Molecule: messenger RNA, 387 nt
Organism: Anisakis simplex (herring worm)
Lineage: Eukaryota; Metazoa; Nematoda; Chromadorea; Rhabditida; Anisakidae
Source: the annotation of a GenBank genome assembly